AAAUCAGGAACUACCUAAGAAAAAUGCGUUCAGCACGGGGAGCGUAUACAAAAAGACACGCACCCACGCUCCCAGUCUCAUAAACUCCGCCUGAACCUGAUCAGUCACACUGUGUUGUGCGUGUCAAUGGCGAAUACAUGUGGAUUUACAAAUCAGGCUACACUGAUGCUGCUCUUAUUAAGCUGGAGGGGCAUGCACUGCAAAGUGGAUCCUCCUGAGGAUCUUGUGAUCACAGAUCUUGGUCACCUUGGACAGCUUGAGAUCAAGUGGAGUCCUCCUGCCAGUCUGAUCAACAAAACCGAGUGCCCACAACAAUAUCAGCUGGAAUACUUCAACACAUACAAGAACCGCUGGACUGGAAUCAGGACAUCUGAGAGGUCUUACAGUGCCCAGUUUGACCUGAUGAAAGAAGUCAAAGUGAGAGUCUACACUUUGCUCAGUGGACCCUGCACUAGUGGUUCUCUGGUCAAAAGCACAAACUACACUGAAGUGAUCCAGAAACCUCCCGCUACAGGUGUUGAAGGUACAGCCAUCAAGGAGUUCAUCUGUGUGUACCAUAACAUGGAAUAUGUCACAUGCAACUGGAAAAGAAGUUCAAAGAUGCCAGCAACUGCAGAGCAGAACCUAUAUUACUGGCACAAAGGACUAGAACAGACAGAGGAAUGCCCGAAGUAUAUCAUCUCGAACAACAUCAAGAUAGGCUGUGACUUCAGUGGGAUCAACCUGCCUGAUUUCUCUGAUAUCACCUUCUGUGUGAAUGGCUCCUCUCCAGAGGGACGUCUGAAACCCAUAUACACCACCCUUCAGAUUCAGAAUCAUGUGAAGCCUCAAACUGUGGAGAAGUUGGAUUUGCAAACAGAUCCGGGUACAGAGCUGGAGCUUCAGUGGAAAUCUCCUGCUGGUAGAGUUCCUGCACACUGCCUAGAAUGGGAAAUAGAAGCCAGUCGGGAAGGACUUGAUGGAAAAAAUACACUGCAGAUUUUAACCGAUGAGCCUGAACUGACUUUACCUAUUCACGACAAUGAGAGAAGCUGUGUCAGGGUUCGGUCGAAGAUGAAUAAAUACUGUGCAGACAAAUACUUCUGGAGUGACUGGAGUCCUCCCACCUGUUACCCCGAGAUGAAGUCGACUCUCCCUGAAGCUGAACAGGACAUGGUGUCUGUGUACGCUUACAUGGCUGUUGCCAUCAUUACUACACUGGCUCUGUGUGUGUGUGUGUGGGCAGGACUCAAAGCGAGAAGAUCCAGAGAAGUGAAGAAGCUCAACUCUGUGUUCACCACACUGCUCGACAAGAAUCCAGCUGUGGCAGACAGAGGAAUCUAGAGAUAUGUGUCGUCAUAUUUCUGAAAGAUUUAUGAUUGAUUUUUUCCUCUCUCAUAUUUCAGGGCAUCUAAAAUGGCACGAUGAAGCGCCCAUACAGCUGACACAAGAUAAUAACGACAACUUACUGAAUAUAUUAUGUAGGAAAUCAGAGGUUACGGCAGUGUUUCUCACAGUUUGCAGUAUGUAUUAUUUCAUUUACAUACCCUGUGCCAAUCUUGCCUAUUUUACAUUUUUAGACAUGGUUGAAUUUGUGAUCUAAUCUGAGAUGUUCUUUUAACUGGAAAUGCUAUUCAGUCAGUUGUUUACUAUGUGCAUCAUCACCAGCCGCGAUGUCCUCCAGCAGAAAUUACCGUGCAGAUAUUUUAAUCAGGAGCAACUAUAAUCUUUUGUAAAUGGUUUUGUUUUACUUGAGGUUUUUCCAGAAUACUUGCCAGCUGAUUUAAUCAGAACGGGUUCAUUUAAUACUGAUGAGAGUUAACUCUUGUUACGGAUUUUUGUGUUAUGAGCUUUGACUAAUUGUUUACUUUUUGCCAAAACUCUUGCCAGACAGAUGUUAGUUUACAUCAAGGGUUAAUCUUAUUUUGUGUGUUUUUUUUUUUUUUUGUUUUUUUUUUGCACACUUCCAAACAGUGAAGAUAUGUCAUCUUGAAAGAAUUUCCUAAUUGUGUUUUCUAUUUAGUUCAGUUGAGUUGGAUUGAUUUUUUAUUGCCUUUUUUGGACAAGAAUUUAUUCUCAUUUGUGUUAUUUUUUCCUUUACGUUCAUCAAAAUUUUAACUCAACAUGACUGCAAAACAAUAUUCUUGGAGAUGUUAAAAUGUUUACAUUAAAAAUAUGUGUUAAAUGUGCUUCAUCGGUCCAUCUAGUUUAGGAAACACAAUAUUUUCCACAUUUCUUAUAUUAGUGCUUUUUAUGCUAAGAAUGCAUUUUACUGUUUAAUAUAAUUUUGGGGUAUAUGACACAGUACAUUACCUCAGUAUUCAAUGUGUAACACUUGGGUGUGGUUAUUGAUUAUAUGAUUACUGUCACAUGUUACAAUAAAAAACCUGUUUACUUUUUCAAAAUAUUUUGUCUGCAACUUUUCUACUAAUGUGCACAUAAAUAAAAGAUGGUGAUAAAGAAGGAUGAGGAGGGUUUCUGUUGAGGACACAUAUGGGAUGUUUUUCUUUUACAAGCCAGUGUUUCUUUCUCUCAGAUAUUCUAAUCGCAAGGCCUGUAGCAAAUAAAAUGUACUUUUGAAAUUUAUUUGUGAACAUGAACU
Messenger RNA from Sphaeramia orbicularis (orbiculate cardinalfish), 2581 nucleotides. RefSeq names its product interleukin 13 receptor, alpha 2 (gene il13ra2). Gene Ontology annotation, biological process: cytokine-mediated signaling pathway. NCBI's taxonomy places the organism in Eukaryota, Metazoa, Chordata, Actinopteri, Kurtiformes, Apogonidae. The transcript has 10 exons. Gene Ontology annotation, molecular function: protein binding; cytokine receptor activity. Bases 127 to 1323 code for a protein of 398 amino acids. The record is from RefSeq and is a predicted model, not a curated record. Gene Ontology annotation, cellular component: external side of plasma membrane.